Elephantulus edwardii (Cape elephant shrew) is the source of this 1410-nucleotide messenger RNA. RefSeq names its product peroxisome proliferator-activated receptor alpha (gene PPARA). The record is from RefSeq and is a predicted model, not a curated record. Gene Ontology annotation, molecular function: zinc ion binding; RNA polymerase II cis-regulatory region sequence-specific DNA binding; nuclear receptor activity. NCBI's taxonomy places the organism in Eukaryota, Metazoa, Chordata, Mammalia, Macroscelidea, Macroscelididae. Gene Ontology annotation, biological process: cell differentiation; negative regulation of inflammatory response; hormone-mediated signaling pathway. The transcript is spliced from 6 exons. Gene Ontology annotation, cellular component: nucleus. The coding region runs from base 1 to 1410 and encodes 469 amino acids.
AUGGUGGACACGGAAAGCCCCCUUUGCCCCCUGUCCCCUCUGGAAACCGACCACCUGGAGAGCCCGCUGUCUGAGGAAUUCCUGCAGGAGAUGGGAAAUAUUCAGGAUCUCUCCCAGUCUAUCGGCGAGGAUAGCUCUGGCAGCUUCAGUUUCACGGAUUACCAGUACUUAGGAAGUGGGCCAGCGUCCGACGGGUCCGUGGUAACAGAUACUCUCUCCCCAGCGUCAAGCCCUUCGUCCGUUAACUGUCCUGUGGUUCCCAGCAGUGCUGAUGAGCUGUCCAGUGGGACAUUGAACAUCGAGUGCCGGAUCUGUGGGGACAAGGCCUCCGGCUACCACUACGGGGUACACGCGUGUGAAGGCUGCAAGGGCUUUUUCCGUCGGACCAUUCGGCUAAAGCUGGUAUAUGACAAAUGUGAUCGCAGCUGCAAGAUUCAGAAAAAGAAUCGAAAUAAGUGCCAGUAUUGUCGUUUUCACAAGUGCCUCUCGGUGGGGAUGUCUCAUAACGCAAUCCGUUUUGGACGAAUGCCAAGGUCCGAAAAGGCAAAAUUGAAAGCAGAGAUCCUUACAUGUGACCAUGACCUAGAAGAUUCUGAAACUGCAGAUCUCAAAUCUCUUGCCAAGAGAAUUUAUGAGGCCUACCUGAAGAACUUUAACAUGAACAAGGUGAAAGCCAGAGUCAUCCUCGCAGGAAAAGCCAGCAACAAUCCACCCUUCGUCAUCCACGAUAUGGAGACGCUGUGCAUGGCCGAGAAGACGCUGGUGGCCAAGCUGGUGGCCAAUGGCGGCAUCCAGAACAAGGAGGCCGAGGUCCGCAUCUUCCACUGCUGCCAGUGCACGUCGGUGGAGACCGUGACCGAGCUCACGGAGUUCGCCAAGUCCAUCCCGGGCUUCGCGAGCUUGGACUUGAACGACCAGGUGACCUUGCUCAAGUACGGCGUCUACGAGGCCAUCUUCGCCAUGCUGUCCUCGGUGAUGAACAAGGAUGGGAUGCUGGUCGCCUACGGGAACGGCUUUAUAACACGCGAGUUCCUCAAAAGCCUGCGCAAACCCUUCUGUGACAUCAUGGAGCCCAAGUUUGACUUUGCAAUGAAGUUCAACGCCCUGGAGCUGGACGACAGCGACAUUUCUCUCUUCGUGGCUGCUAUCAUUUGCUGUGGAGACCGGCCAGGCCUCCUGAACGUGGAGCACAUCGAGAAGAUGCAGGAGGGUAUCGUGCAUGUGCUCAAACUCCACCUGCAAAGCAACCAUCCGGAUGACAGCUUCCUCUUCCCAAAACUGCUCCAGAAGCUGGCGGACCUGCGGCAGCUGGUGACGGAGCACGCCCAGCUGGUGCAGGUCAUCAAAAGGACGGAGUCGGACGCCGCCCUGCACCCGCUGCUGCAGGAGAUCUACCGAGACAUGUACUGA